UAAAAGAGUUGUUUCAUUGAGUGACAUAUCACUGGUUAUGUUACUGUUAUGAGAAAAUAUAUUUUAUUACACUUUCAAUUCAAGCCAUUCAUAAAUCUCAAGACAUUUAAAAUGACUGAUUCAUCGGUGGACUUAAGUGCAAUGCGAAAGCCUUACAGCACUGAACGGGAGGUACUUCUGGAGGAUAAUCUGGAGUCGAAGAAUCCGUUCAAACUGUUCCAUCACUGGUUCGAAGGCAUCAAGAAUUGUGGCAAAGUUUAUGAACCAAACGCUGUCUGUUUGGCCACAAGUGAUGUGUAAACUAUGAAACACUUAUCUUUUUAUUAUAACUUAUAUUAUAUUGGUUAUCAAAAUCUCGACAAUUAUAUCAUGUGUUGUAUAACUCAUACAUCUCUUAGAAACGGUCGGCCGUCCGCUCGUAUGGUUCUGUUGAAGGCUUAUGGGAGGGAAGGCUUCACUAUAUUUACAAACUAUGAGAGUCGGAAGGGACAGGAAAUGAUUGAAAACCCAAAGGCAUCACUACUUUUCUAUUGGGAUGUCUUUAACAGACAGGUGCGCAUUGAGGGCCGGGUAGAGAAGGUGUCCGAAGCCGAAUCGGUUGAGUACUUCGGGUGUAGGCCUCGCGGGAGUCAGUUGUCGGCGCGAAUCAGUCAACAGAGUCGACCCGUUGAAAGUCGCGAUACACUCGUUGAGCGAUACAAACAGGAAGAGCGAACAUUUCCAAAAGAUGUGCCAAAACCUCACUUUUGGGGCGGUUUCAGAAUAAUUCCCGACGUUUUCGAGUUCUGGUGCGGACAGACAGACAGACUACACGAUAGGAUCAGAUUCUUUAGGCCAGAAUCGAGUGAUAGAGUAGACGGAAAGGUGUCUAAAAUGGGCGAAGAGGGCUGGGCUUAUGAGAGACUUCAGCCAUAGUUGUCAACAUGUCAUUUACGGUGACAUCCAGGACAUUUAUGAAUGAAUUCAUUCCAAAUAUAUUAGCAAAU
This is a messenger RNA of Oppiella nova, 986 nucleotides long. The record is from the annotation of a GenBank genome assembly. NCBI's taxonomy places the organism in Eukaryota, Metazoa, Arthropoda, Arachnida, Sarcoptiformes, Oppiidae.